AUGUCGACGAAUGUGAAAAAAAAACGCACAAAUGUGACAACAAUGCAAAAUGCACCAACACUCCAGGUUCAUUCAGCUGCCAGUGUCAACAUGGUUACACAGGAGAAGGACGGAAAUGCGAAGAUGUCGACGAAUGUGAAAAAGGAACGCACAAAUGUGACAACAAUGCAAAUUGCACCAACACUCCAGGUUCAUUCAGCUGCCAGUGUCAACAUGGUUACACAGGUGAAGGACGGAAAUGCGAAGAUGUCGACGAAUGUGAAAAAGGAACGCACAAAUGUGACAAAAAUGCAAAAUGCACCAACACUCCAGGUUCAUUCAACUGCCAGUGUCAACGUGGUUACACAGGAGAAGGACGGAAAUGCGAAGCUGAAUGCCCUCUUGGGUGGAGAAAUUCGAUGGACUCUGCUUUAUAUAUGGCGUUUUGACAUCAUGGAAUAA
Molecule: messenger RNA, 441 nt
Organism: Dendronephthya gigantea
Lineage: Eukaryota; Metazoa; Cnidaria; Anthozoa; Malacalcyonacea; Nephtheidae
Exons: 4
Coding region: 1-441 (146 amino acids)
Source: RefSeq, a predicted model, not a curated record